Molecule: messenger RNA, 1726 nt
Organism: Sphaeramia orbicularis (orbiculate cardinalfish)
Lineage: Eukaryota; Metazoa; Chordata; Actinopteri; Kurtiformes; Apogonidae
Gene: kcng3
Product: potassium voltage-gated channel, subfamily G, member 3
Exons: 2
Coding region: 1-1272 (423 amino acids)
Biological process (GO): protein homooligomerization; action potential; potassium ion transmembrane transport
Cellular component (GO): voltage-gated potassium channel complex; membrane
Molecular function (GO): delayed rectifier potassium channel activity; protein binding
Source: RefSeq, a predicted model, not a curated record
AUGAAGUUCGGGAAGAGCAUCUGCGUGCUGAACGUGGGGGGGACCCGGUACGCCUUCACCCGUGAGGUGAUCCGGGAUUUCCCUCUCAGACGCGUCAGCCGCUUACAUGCCUGCGCGACAGAGAAAGAGGUCCUCGAACUGUGCGACGACUACGACCGGGACAGGAACGAGUUCUUCUUCGACCGACACGCGCAGGCUUUCGUGUUCAUCAUGCUGUACGUGCGCUCCGGUAAACUCCGCUUCGUCCCCGGAGUGUGUGAGCUGUCCUUCUACACGGAGAUGCUCUACUGGGGGCUGGAGAGCGCGCACUUGGACUCCUGCUGCCAGAAGCGCCUGGACGACAGGAUGUCCGAAAUCGGGCUGGACAGUUUGUCCGAACGGGACGCACUGGUGUCGGGGGAAGAACCCCAGAGUCCCGACGAGUCGGUGCAAAGGACUGCGCUCUCGGGCCGCGCCAGAUGGCUGGAGAAGAUGCGCAAAACCUUCGAGGAGCCCAACUCGUCUCUGGCGGCGCAGCUUUUGGCUUCGGUGUCAGUUAUCUUCGUGAUCGUGUCUAUGAUCAUGCUGUGUGCCAGCACUUUGCCGGACUGGGAUACAGCCAAGAGAAACACAGUGGAGGAGCACAGGAUAGUGGAGGCCGUGUGCAUCGGCUGGUUUACAGCUGAGUGCAUCGUGCGUUUUCUUGUGGCUAAAGACAAGUGGGACUUCCUCCGCCGGCCGCUCAACAUCAUUGACGUCAUCGCCAUCACUCCCUACUACGUUACCAUGGCGCUGGCCCGGGCUGGGAUGCCGGGCGCCGGCCUCGGGGUCGCGGGGGUAAUCCUUCGGGUGCUCAGGAUGAUGCGAGUGUUCUGGCUCAUGAAGCUGGCGCGGCACUUCAUGGGCCUGCAGACGCUGGGGCUGACGCUCACACGCUGCUACCGGGAGAUGGUCAUGCUGAUGGUGUUUGUGUGCGUCGCCAUGGCAAUAUACAGCGCCCUGGCACAGCUCCUGGAGCACGGCUUGGACUUGGGCACGCAGAACAAUGAUUACGCCAGCAUCCCGGCGGCCGCGUGGUGGGUCAUCAUCUCCAUGACGACGGUGGGGUACGGGGACGUGUACCCUGUGACAAUCGGAGGGCGGGUGCUCGGGGGGAUGUGCGUAGUGAGUGGCAUCGUUCUCCUGGCGCUGCCCAUCACCUUUAUCUACCACAGUUUCGUACAAUGCUACCAUGAACUGAAACUUCGCUCGGCUCGAUAUGCACGCAGCCUCUCAACGGAAAUACUGCAAUGAACGCACACUUAUUUACACCAACCCGCUAUGGCCUUGAAGGAACUCAGCCCUCGUGGAUAAAAACUGUAUAGUCUGCAUUGUUUUUAUUAUUUUAUUUUCUUCAGCCUGCCUUGUCGAAGAUUUCCAUAGUGUUGGGAGGUGUGCUUCUAAAAUGUAUUAUUAACCUCUUACUUCUGCAGCUGUCUCCUCUCUGUCCAAAUUGAAACAUUAGGUAGAGCCCUGUCCAUACGAAGAUGGUUUCCAUAUUAUCCGCAAAAGUUUUGCAUCGGAUAGGCCUUUCAUCCACACGAAACCAGCGUUUGAAGUCACUGCAACUUUUUGAAACCAGUCCCAGAGUGGAUACAUUUGAAAAUGCCGGUUUGGCGUCACCAUCUGUUCAACCAAACCGCAACUUUUUUAAAACGAUGAUGUCAUAGCCCCACCUCUCGAAAACGUCACUUCACAAUAGAACUGC